CGGGCUGCCCCCGCGGCCGGGGAUGCAGCAGGCCGGCCCGGAGCAGAGCGGGUUCCCGUGGCCGGAGCCGCUGCCCGGUGGCAGCCCGUGCCUGCCGUUCCGCUGCCCGCGCUGCGGGGAGCGCAGCCGGUUCCGGAGCCUGUCCUCCCUGCGGGCGCACCUGCAGCACGGCCACGGCUACGAGGAGCGGCGAGCCCCGGGCAGGGGCAGCCUGCUCUUCCCGCUGGGGGACGCGGGGCCGGGCUCGCCGCCGGAGCCGUGCGCCCCGGGCAGCCCCCCGAGCCGCAAGGCGCCCUUCGCCGCCUUCUGCGACGCCUCGAGCGAGGGGCGGCCGGAGCCGGACGGGCCCGUGCCCUGCCUCGCCGGUUAUGUGCCCGCCGGCUCGCCCGGAGAGCAGGCGUCCAAAGCCGGCCUCCCCGCCGCCGGCCUCGCCGCCGCCGACCCCAAAGCCUCCUUCGAGGCGCACGUCAGGGAAAAGUUCAACAGGAUGGUGGAAGCCGUGGACAAGACGAUAGAGAAGCGGAUCGACAGGCUUACCAGAGAGCUGGCCCAGAAAACGGCGGAGCUGCUGGAGGUGCGGGCGGCGUUCGUGCAGCUCUCCCAGAAGAAGCAGGAGGUGCAGCGGCGGGAGCGGGCGCUCAGCAGGCAGGUGGACGUGGCGGUGGAGAUGAUCGCGGCCUUGAAGCAGCGCCUCACCGAGUCCGAGGAGGAGCUGCACAGGAGAGAGGAAGAAGUUGUUACUUUCAACCACUUCCUCGAAGAAGCGGCAGAAAAAGAAGUGCGGGGAAAAGCCAGGCUCCAGCACUUCAUUGAGAACCUGCUGCAGCGCGUGGACCUGGCGGAAAGGCAGCUAGAGUAUUACCAAAACCAGCAGAUCGCCUGCAGCCACACGGAUGUCAGCGACCACGUGUUUACAGACAUUUCAUUAAAUAAGAAACCCAGAUGCCUGAGCCGAGGAAGUCAACACGCCUCAUACAACAUCCCCGACACAAAGCCUCAUUCCUUUCAGAAAGGAAGAGUCUUGCUGAAAAAAACAAAGGAAGAAAAAAACAGUUUGCAGCCAGUCAGAUGCUUCUACGAACCUGUUGAUUGCCCAAGAGAAAUCUGGAGAGCCCAAAAGAAAGGUGAACCAGUCUGCUCUGCCAGGAAAGUGAGUGCAAAAUCCAAGAUGGGUAAAAAGAGCAAACAGCUAUAGGAACGGCUAACAAUAGAAAGUAACACAGGAGCUUGGCUUCAGCAGAACAAAUACUGAAUGAAGUCAAUCAUCCCACUUUUUCCUAUCCAUCUGGCCAUGCCAAAACAUAAGAUAUAAUAUAUAGAAAUGUAUACAAUAUGGAAUAUUUAUAUUAUUUAGCAACGCCAUUCCCUCUUUGGGCACAUUAGAGAAAUGACAUUUUAUUAAGUUUACACAGAGGGUUUUCUAUCUAUUUAUUUAUUUAUAGAGCUUAUUUUAAACAACUGCAGUUAUCUUGCUGGGCAGUACUGUGGCUGUACGUUUAAUUAUUCUAGUGGCAGCAUGUAGCUUGGUAAUUUAUUUUCCAUCUAUGCUGUUGCUGAAGUUCAGAAGAAUCCAUUUAAUCGGCACCCAAAUAGUCACUCUUCCAGCUUAGGCAGGUGUAAGAUCAAUGAUUGACUGUUACCUGUGCAAGCAUACGUGGACACAAAAAGCCUACUCGGGCUGCUUGAAGGCUGCUCUAGCAGUAGAUUGCUACCCUGGAUUUUCACCGGGAAGCCCAGUUGGGCACACCUCCACAUUUCGUUACCUCCGUUAAGCAGCCCAGUCCUGCCAGCAGCCACGGUCCCUGCUGGUGCAGGUUUGGGUUGCUGCAGUGUCUCAAGCACAGCUUUCACACCCCAGCAGCUUUCUCCUUUGGCACCGGCCUCUGGUGUCACUCAGCAGCGAGGGCAGAGCAUGCCGGGCCCCAGGAGGCAGCUCAGCAGUGAGCAGCAGCAGGCAGCCAGCCGCAGGGAGCAGCAUGCGUGGCACCCUGAGCAGUGCCUGCCCUUGGGUUGGUCGGAAAAGGCCUAAAAGGGCUGUAUCACAACCUAACCCCUUCAAAUCUUCAUCUCCAUGAAGAGUCCUUUCAGGGGAGAUGGAUCCUCAAAUUUCAACUAAAAGUCCAAGAGUGAUGAAGACAGAUGACCGCAGGAUGGGAGUACGGGUGUUUACAGUGGUUUGUGCCAAUUAAAAGGAUCCUUAAUUCAUCAGAGUAUUUAUUAAGAUGAUUUUUCCGUGUGUACAGUUUUUUGGUAACCUGAAUCCUCAUGCCAUGUUUACAAAUACGAACAUCUUGUUGAUGUUACUGAAGAGAUUGUUUUCUCAAGCAACAGAAAGAAUAGAUGAGACAAGUCUGCGUAAAUUAUUUUUAAAUGCUCAUAACAGAUGUAAAUUGUUUUUGUGGAAGGUGAUUUUUACAGUAUGUGUAUAAAGAUUUGUGAAAAAUGUUUUUCAUUUUUAUAACUAUGACUGUAAGCAGAACCGAGUAUUAAAAGGCAGUGUAUCACUAUGAUUACUGCUGCAAUAAGCACCCGAGUUGCAAUAUUUUUAAAGCAGAAGAGGACCAGUCAGUCAGCUCAGGUCAGGUAACGACAGGUGUCAUACAUCUGCCAGUGCACAGAGCUCCCUGAAAGUAGCAGAACAAAGAAAGAGUAUUAUUCCUCACUUUAUUUUAACUAGUGGAUGUGGAACUAUCACAUACGUGUUUAAAGUUUCUCAACACUGUUUCGGUAGGAAGUCACAAUGUAAAGUCAGUUCGGGUAUUUAGCUUGUACUGACAUUUUAAUAUUUGUUUAACUGUCACAAGGCCACACUUGGCCUUACACUUGCCAUGGUGUGGUGAAAAGGAUUUGUCAAUUGUGUUGCAUGGGUUUUGGUCGGGUCGUGUGUUACAAGAACUUGCCUAGGAAAACCAUAUCAUAGCAACAACCUUUAGGUUUUUUGUAUUUCCCACAUCCUACAGACAUGAAGAAAUGAUAAUGAAGGUGAUCUUUAGAAUGGAAGUAAAUACAUUAAUAUGUUCCUUUAUCCAUUUGACACUGAAAGAGUAUUUUUAUUUUUAAAUGCCUAUCUAUUAGUCACCAAAGUUAAGUGCAACUACUAGUUCACAGAUGAGAUGUUUAUUUUGUUAUUUAUUGCACCAAAAUCUUGACUGUAAGUGGGGGAGGAAGAGAAAAAAAUAGAGUGAAAGAUGCUGCAUGUUCUUAAACUUUUCAAUUUAAGUUACAGUUACUUGCUGAACAAAUGCUGGGUUAGUUAAUUAGAGAGAAAUUGGAUCGGAUUGUAACCCCGGAUAAAAGCUUUUAGAAUAUAAACAUUCAAUAAUAAAGAUAUAUUUCUCAGUUA
This is a messenger RNA of Oxyura jamaicensis (ruddy duck), 3343 nucleotides long. It is a transcript of the gene ZNF365, whose product is annotated as zinc finger protein 365. The coding region runs from base 23 to 1195 and encodes 390 amino acids. Lineage: Eukaryota; Metazoa; Chordata; Aves; Anseriformes; Anatidae. The transcript has 4 exons. Gene Ontology annotation, cellular component: centriolar satellite. Gene Ontology annotation, biological process: regulation of neuron projection development; regulation of double-strand break repair via homologous recombination; telomere maintenance. The record is from RefSeq and is a predicted model, not a curated record.